GAUUUGAAGAGGGGAGCGUGGUCAGAAGCAGAUUCUUGAUUUAAAUUUUUUUACUAAAAUGAGUUAGUUGUAGUUCCUGGAAACCAGUAUGAGUGAAGAAUGAGUUUAGCUCUUGAAAUUAUAAAUUAAUGGAAAACGUUAGUAUAGUUGGCUAGUUAGGUGGUGAAAUUUCAAGGUUGAACAAUCUCAGCAGACAGACAGCGUUAACAAACUCACCAUUGUAUAUUGGUAUCAUAGUCAAAUUGCAAACCCUCGCACUGUCUCAAACAUAACCCUCACCAACCCCUCCACUCACAUACCACAAAUUCAUUACACUAAACUCAAACAAAAUCACAAUUCACAAUCCCCAAUGUCCCUUCUCUUCUAUCUCUUUCUCUUUCUCUUCACUUUCUCUCAAACCCCUUCUCUGGCCGCAAACGACACCGUUCCAUGUCCCCUCAACAUCACCGUCCUCAGCGUCGUUGGCGGCGGUGCCAGACCCUCCUUCGACGCCAGAACACAGUGCCCUUACAUUCUCCAAGCUCUCCACCUCCUCCAAGCGGAUUUACUCCGCCGCACCGGCCUCUUCGUGCCGCCACUGAACUCCUCCGAAUUGUGCUGGAACAUGUUCCAAUCCUUCAUCAACCAAUAUGACUCCACCUUCGAUGUUCGCUCCUCUUGUGGUCUUCAAACAUCUUGGAUCUCCCAGGGAUGCAUGAACAUCACCACCAAACAACAGUUCGAAGCCCCCGUUCCUAACUCCACACUCCAAGCCGUUCAAGGAAACUGUAACCUAUCACUUGAGAAUAACGCUCCAUGUGCCCUCUGCACUACUAAAUUGUCCAGUUUGUUGUCCUACUUCAACGGAACAAUGGUUGGCAACGUUUCCGAUUGUAGGGCUUAUACUGCUAUUUAUGCUGCUUCUCUUUCCGUUCAGUAUGGACCCACCAACCCUGGAACUGCUAAAUGCUUGUUUGGCCUUGAUUUUUCCUCUUCCGGUUCUUCUGGUAAGCAUCGAACCAUUGUUAUUGUGGUUGUUGUGGUUUUGUGUGUGUUGGGUUUGCUUCUGUCAGGUGGGUUUUGGGUUUACUUGAGAUUGAAGAGGGGGAAGAAGGGUGGGAGAGAGAAGGGUGUUGGUGGAACUGAGAUGAGUUUGGCUUCUGGGUUGGAUUCGAUGAACCAGAGUACUACUUUGAUUAGGUUUACUUUUGAUGACAUUAAGAAGGCUACUAGGAAUUUCUCAAGGGAUAACAUUAUUGGGAGUGGGGGUUACGGGAAUGUUUAUAAAGGGUUGCUGUCGGAUGGGACUCAGGUUGCGUUGAAAAGGUUUAAGAAUUGUUCGAUUGGUGGGGAUACUAGUUUUGCUCAUGAGGUUGAGGUUAUUGCGAGUGUUAGGCAUGUGAACCUUGUUGCCUUGAGAGGUUAUUGUACUGCUACUACUAAUUUAGAGGGUCAUCAGAGGAUUAUUGUCACUGAUUUGAUGGAAAACGGGAGUCUUUAUGAUCAUUUGUUUGGUUCUGCCAAGAAGAAACUAAGUUGGCCCAUACGUCAAAAGGUUGCUCUAGGCACUGCUAGGGGCUUGGCUUAUUUGCAUUAUGGGGCUCAACCUUCUAUCAUUCAUAGGGAUAUUAAAGCUAGUAACAUACUUCUUGACGAGAAGUUUGAGGCCAAGGUAGCGGAUUUUGGGUUGGCAAAGUUUAAUCCUGAGGGAAUGACGCAUAUGAGCACAAGAGUAGCUGGAACUAUGGGGUAUGUUGCUCCCGAGUAUGCCUUGUAUGGACAGUUGACUGAGAGAAGUGAUGUGUUCAGCUUUGGUGUUGUGCUUCUUGAGCUUUUGAGUGGGAAAAAGGCUCUUCAAACAGACGAUGAUGGCCAACCCUCCGCACUCACGGACAUGGCUUGGUCAUUAGUUAGAAAUAGUAGAGCUUUGGAUGUGAUUGAAGAUGGCAUGCCAGAACCUGGUCCACCACAAGUUCUGGAGAAGUAUGUGUUGGUUGCAGUACUAUGUUCUCAUCCGCAGUUAUAUGCUAGGCCAACGAUGGAUCAGGUCGUUAAAAUGCUGGAGACAGAUGAUGAAUCAGUACCCUCAAUAGUGGAAAGGCCAAUUCCUUUUAUUGCCGGGAGGAUUGAUAUUGAGAAAUCUGCCCUUAGUAACUCAGGUCAGCUCUGCAGUCCAACCGGUUAUCAAGCAUAUACAUUACAAAAUCGCCGCCCUUCUGAUUCAAAGGAAGAAGAAGGAAGUUCGGCGACUGUGACCACAGAUUGAAACUGAGAAAGUUGGAUUGUUUUCUACCAGCCGUUGUAGGCUUGAUUUGUUUGUACAUUCAGAUUGUAUGUUUUUUAAAUGUUUUCUGUUGUAAAGCUAAAAGGGAUGUACAAAAUUUGAUUCUUUUUAAAGUUUAUCAUGCAAGAUUUUUUGGCACU
Abrus precatorius (Indian licorice) is the source of this 2403-nucleotide messenger RNA. Its product is annotated as probable LRR receptor-like serine/threonine-protein kinase RKF3. Gene Ontology annotation, biological process: protein phosphorylation. The transcript has a single exon. The record is from RefSeq and is a predicted model, not a curated record. NCBI's taxonomy places the organism in Eukaryota, Viridiplantae, Streptophyta, Magnoliopsida, Fabales, Fabaceae. Bases 350 to 2245 code for a protein of 631 amino acids. Gene Ontology annotation, molecular function: protein kinase activity; ATP binding.